Messenger RNA from Phaethon lepturus (White-tailed tropicbird), 349 nucleotides. RefSeq names its product signal peptidase complex subunit 2-like. The record is from RefSeq and is a predicted model, not a curated record. Gene Ontology annotation, biological process: protein targeting to ER. The annotation marks the transcript as partial. Gene Ontology annotation, cellular component: signal peptidase complex; membrane. Lineage: Eukaryota; Metazoa; Chordata; Aves; Phaethontiformes; Phaethontidae. The transcript is spliced from 2 exons.
UUUCCUUAACUUUUUUUGCACAUAUUUUGUGAUGAUGGGAAUCCUGACUAUCUAUACCUCAUACAAAGAAAAGAGUAUUUUCCUUGUAGCUCACAGAAAAGACCCCGCGGGGAUGGACCCCGACGACGUUUGGCAGCUCUCCUCCAGUCUCAAACGGUUUGAUGACAAGUACACCCUGAAGCUGACUUUCAUCAGCGGGAAAACCAAACAGCAGAGGGAAGCCGAGUUCACCAAAUCCAUCGCGAAAUUCUUCGAUAACAACGGGACGUUGGUGAUGGAGGCCUACGAGCCAGAGGUGUCCAAGCUGCACGAUAGUCUGGCCCUGGAGAGGAAAAUAAAAUGAUUUCUG